GCUUCACUCCUGAAGCCAGCGAGCCCACGAGCCCACUGGGAGGAAUGAACAACUCCAGAUGCGCUAACUUAAGAGCUGUAACACUCACCGCGAAGGUCUGCAGCUUUACUCCUGAGCCAGCGAGACCACGAACCCACCAGAAGGAAGAAACUCCGAACACAUCUGAACAUCAAAAGGAACAAACUCUGGACACGCUGCCUUUAAGAACUGUAACACUCACUGCGAGUGUCCGCGGCUUCAUUCUUGAAGUCAGUGAGACCAAGAACCCACCAAUUCUGGACACAUUUUGGUGACCAUGAAGGGACCUUCGCCUAUCACCAAGCGGCGAGACAAUUGCCGAGUGGUGAGACUAUUGUCUAUUGCCGAACGGUGAGACCUUCGCCUAUUGCAGAGCGCAUGUUCCGUACUAUUCAAGACAGUGCUUAAUGGUGUCCCGUAAUCUUGGUUCAGUGGGAUAUGAUCCUAAUGAAAAAACUUUUGAUAAAAUUCUUAUUGCUAAUAGAGGAGAAAUUGCAUGUCGGGUUAUUAGAACUUGCAAGAAGAUGGGCAUUAAGACAGUUGCCAUCCACAGUGAUGUUGAUGCUAGUUCUGUUCAUGUGAAAAUGGCGGAUGAGGCCGUCUGUGUUGGCCCAGCUCCCACCAGUAAAAGCUACCUCAACAUGGAUGCCAUCAUGGAAGCCAUUAAGAAAACCAGGGCCCAAGCUGUACAUCCAGGUUAUGGAUUCCUUUCAGAAAACAAAGAAUUUGCCAGAUGUUUGGCAGCAGAAGAUGUUGUUUUCAUUGGACCUGACACACAUGCUAUUCAAGCCAUGGGCGACAAGAUUGAAAGCAAAUUAUUAGCUAAGAAAGCAGAGGUUAAUACAAUCCCUGGCUUUGAUGGAGUAGUCAAGGAUGCAGAAGAAGCUGUCAGAAUUGCAAGGGAAAUUGGCUACCCUGUCAUGAUCAAGGCCUCAGCAGGUGGUGGUGGGAAAGGCAUGCGCAUCGCUUGGGAUGAUGAAGAGACCAGGGAUGGUUUUAGAUUGUCAUCUCAAGAAGCUGCUUCUAGUUUUGGCGAUGAUAGACUACUAAUAGAAAAAUUUAUUGAUAAUCCUCGUCAUAUAGAAAUCCAGGUUCUAGGUGAUAAACAUGGGAAUGCUUUAUGGCUUAAUGAAAGAGAGUGCUCAAUUCAGAGAAGAAAUCAGAAGGUGGUGGAGGAAGCACCAAGCAUUUUUUUGGAUGCGGAGACUCGAAGAGCGAUGGGAGAACAAGCUGUAGCUCUUGCCAGAGCAGUAAAAUAUUCCUCUGCUGGGACCGUGGAGUUCCUUGUGGACUCUAAGAAGAAUUUUUAUUUCUUGGAAAUGAAUACAAGACUCCAGGUUGAGCAUCCUGUCACAGAAUGCAUUACUGGCCUGGACCUAGUCCAAGAAAUGAUCCGUGUUGCUAAGGGCUACCCUCUCAGGCACAAACAAGCUGAUAUUCGCAUCAACGGCUGGGCAGUUGAAUGUCGGGUUUAUGCUGAGGACCCCUACAAGUCUUUUGGUUUACCGUCUAUUGGGAGAUUGUCUCAGUACCAAGAACCGUUACAUCUACCUGGUGUCCGAGUGGACAGUGGCAUCCAACCAGGAAGUGAUAUUAGCAUUUAUUAUGAUCCUAUGAUUUCAAAACUAAUCACAUAUGGCUCUGAUAGAACUGAGGCACUGAAGAGAAUGGCAGAUGCACUGGAUAACUAUGUUAUUCGAGGUGUUACACAUAAUAUUGCAUUACUUCGAGAGGUGAUAAUCAACUCACGCUUUGUAAAAGGAGACAUCAGCACUAAAUUUCUCUCUGAUGUGUAUCCUGAUGGCUUCAAAGGACACAUGCUAACCAAGAGUGAGAAGAACCAGUUAUUGGCAAUAACAUCAUCAUUGUUUGUGGCAUUCCAGUUAAGAGCACAACAUUUUCAAGAAAAUUCAAGAAUGCCUGUUAUUAAACCAGACAUAGCCAACUGGGAGCUCUCAGUAAAAUUGCAUGAUAAAGUUCAUACUGUAGUAGCAUCAAACAAUGGGUCAAUGUUCUCGGUGGAAGUUGAUGGGUCGAAACUAAAUGUGACCAGCACGUGGAACCUGGCUUCGCCCUUAUUGUCUGUCAGCGUUGAUGGCACUCAGAGGACUGUCCAGUGUCUUUCUCGAGAAGCAGGUGGAAACAUGAGCAUUCAGUUUCUUGGUACAGUGUACAAGGUGAAUAUCUUAACCAAACUUGCUGCAGAAUUGAACAAAUUUAUGCUGGAAAAAGUGACUGAGGACACAAGCAGUGUUCUGCGUUCCCCGAUGCCCGGAGUGGUGGUGGCCGUCUCUGUCAAGCCUGGAGACGCGGUAGCAGAAGGUCAAGAAAUUUGUGUGAUUGAAGCCAUGAAAAUGCAGAAUAGUAUGACAGCUGGGAAAACUGGCACGGUGAAAUCUGUGCACUGUCAAGCUGGAGACACAGUUGGAGAAGGGGAUCUGCUCGUGGAGCUGGAAUGAAGGAUUUAUAACCUUUCAAUCGUCACCCAAUUUAAUUAGCCAUUUGCAUGAUGCUUUCACACACAAUUGAUUCAAGCAUUAUACAGGAACACCCCUGUGCAGCUACGUUUACGUCGUCAUUUAUUCCACAGAGUCAAGACCAAUAUUCUGCCAAAAAAUCACCAAUGGAAAUUUUCACUGAUAUAAAUACUUGUACAUAUGAUUUGUACUUCUGCUGUGAGAUUUCCUAGUGUCAAAAUUAAAUCAAUAAAACUGAGCAUUUGUCUAAA
Messenger RNA from Gorilla gorilla gorilla (western lowland gorilla), 2746 nucleotides. It is a transcript of the gene PCCA, whose product is annotated as propionyl-CoA carboxylase subunit alpha. NCBI's taxonomy places the organism in Eukaryota, Metazoa, Chordata, Mammalia, Primates, Hominidae. Gene Ontology annotation, molecular function: propionyl-CoA carboxylase activity; ATP binding; metal ion binding. Bases 426 to 2477 code for a protein of 683 amino acids. The transcript has 24 exons. Gene Ontology annotation, cellular component: mitochondrion. The record is from RefSeq and is a predicted model, not a curated record.